Endocarpon pusillum Z07020 is the source of this 2331-nucleotide messenger RNA. RefSeq lists its product as uncharacterized. NCBI's taxonomy places the organism in Eukaryota, Fungi, Ascomycota, Eurotiomycetes, Verrucariales, Verrucariaceae. The transcript is spliced from 2 exons. Gene Ontology annotation, molecular function: protein binding. The coding region runs from base 1 to 2331 and encodes 776 amino acids. The record is from RefSeq and is a predicted model, not a curated record.
AUGGACGUUCAGUUGUCAGAGCCGCCACAGAGCCUAGGGCCCCUAGGACCACCGUCGACGGAGCAGGUCGACAUUACCGCUGCUAGCUCUCCGCGCUCUCCCCAGUCCUCGACGUCCAGCACUUCAAUUGCCUCAGAGCAGACAGACUAUGCUCUACAUGAAGCGGCGGACUUCGGCGAAGAUCACAUGGUGCAAAAACUACUUGAGCGCGGCUUCGAUCCAGACGUUCAAAAUGAAGACGGCGACACCCCACUGCAUAUUGCAGCAUGGAGAGGUCACUAUAACUGUAUCAAGAUUCUGCUGGAGUAUGGGCCUGACAUCAAUUACUCCUCUAAUUUAUUUGGUAGCGCAUUGGACAUUGCGUCAGAGGAGGGUCACGCAGAUAUUGUUCGCUUGUUAUUGGAAAAUGGAGCAACAUCCAAAGAUUCUGCAUUGUAUGGGGCAGCACGCGGGGGUUGUGAACCCAUUGUGGACAUGCUGGUUGAAGCCAGAGCCAACGCUCGGUUUAAAAAUUUGUUCGGGCAAACUGUGCUGCACUCAGCUGCUACUAGCAGAAAUAUGGGGGUGUUGAGGCGAGUGCUCAGAGCCGGAGGAAUUGAGGACAUUAAUUAUCAAGAGAAAAACGAUAGUCCAACACCGCUGCAUCUGGCCGCAUAUUCUGGCUGCAGCGACGCUUUCCACCUGCUGCUCGAACAAGGGGCUAACCCCCAUGCACUUGGAGGACCGUUUUAUGGGUCCGUAAUUCAUGCUGCAUGUUAUGGUGGUAAUGCCUCUAUUGUUCGCUUGUUGCUAUCCAAGGGAGUUGAUUAUCACCAGAGUGGCGGAACCUAUUCGUUGCCUUUGCACGCUGCAUGUUUCCGGGGCCACAGAGCCGUCGUUGAUAUCCUUCUCGAGCACAAUGUCCAGAUAACUUUCGAAAACAAGAAACAUGGCAAUGUGUUAGUUGGGGCUUUUACACAAGGCAACUUUGCUAUUGCCCAGCGACUCAUCGAACGUGGCGCUGACCUCAACGCAGCAGCCGAACAGUGCCAGUGCCUAUUUUUCUUGGCUUGUGGACAAGGAAACUUCGACCUUGUCCGCUUGCUGCUGGAGAAGGGCGUCGACCCAAACGCCAAGGUCGGUCUCAUCAUCGGCAAUGCGUUGCACUCAGUUGUGUCUGGACGACGACAGGAAGAGUGCUUGAAAAAGCCUUAUAACUUUGAACCUGGAGCGUACUAUGACACUAACAGUAAAGAGUGGAGGACAGUCUACGGAACGAGCAACGUCCUGCAUGAUGGCCAUCUGGCCGUUGCGAAGCUUCUGAUCGAUAAAGGUGUUGAUAUAGACCAGAAGACUCCAUACUGCCUUGCCACGACACCCUUACACCAAAUAAUCCAAACCUACUUUGAUUUAGUUUAUUCGCAAGUGGACUCUGAUGCAGCGACAAGUAGCUGUGGCAUAUUGCAGGAGAUUAUGACGCUAUUACUCGAAAAAGGUGCUGCUGUGGAUGCUGUCGAUUGGUCUCACGAAACACCUCCGAUAUUUGCGGCCCAAUUAGGGCAACUUCCCUUGUUCAAGCUGCUACUGCGGCAUGGCGCAGAUAUUGACCGCCAAGGCCUCAACGGCCAGACCGCACUCUGGUGGGCUGCUCGCUAUGGACACGUGGAUUUCGUAUCAUACUGUCUGGGAAAAGGAGCGGAUGCAACGAUAAGCAAUGUCUGGAACGAGUCCCCACGGGACAUUGCGGCACGUCGAGGCCAUGAUAAGGGCGACAGGAACGUAGUGAAGGUCCUAGAUGACCACGAAAGGCUAAGAAGGCAGAAGUAUGUCAACACCCAUGACCUCACUUCUUCGAUUUUGAUCACAGCGUUCCACACCUCUCAGGCACGUAGCGGAGGAAAUCCAGGCACCGCUCACAACAUCGAAACGUUGGCAAUGCGUGUAACCCACCGCAUGCUCGCUUCUCCCGCCACUGCUCCCCUAACGCCAGGACAGAGGUCACCACCACUCGCUCUUCUCCCACCGAUCCCACUCUACCGGCGUCUUCUCCGCACUCAUCGAAAGAAGCUGGGUCCCGAACAGCGUAUAUUCGGCGAUACAUACCUCAAAGCUGAAUUCAGGAGACACAAGGAUAUCGACAACCCGCUCCAUAUAGUUGGCUUCUUGACGAAAUGGCAGGAGUAUGGACAGAAGCUUGAGGGAGAUAGUUGGAAAGGAGAGACGCUGGAUAAGAGCACGGUGGACAAGAUGAGUGAUCAGCAGCUUGGCCAGCUGUAUGAAUUGAUGCAGGCAAUCCAGAGGAGAGGGAAGGAGAGUGCGGAUGAGGAGUUGGAAGGAAGGAGUGAAAACUGA